This is a messenger RNA of Emys orbicularis (European pond turtle), 1134 nucleotides long. It is a transcript of the gene ARMC10, whose product is annotated as armadillo repeat containing 10. NCBI's taxonomy places the organism in Eukaryota, Metazoa, Chordata, Testudines, Emydidae. The record is from RefSeq and is a predicted model, not a curated record. Gene Ontology annotation, molecular function: protein binding. Gene Ontology annotation, cellular component: mitochondrion.
AUGGGGGAGGCCAGGGGGGCGGCGGCGGCGAGAGCUGGGGUGGCGGCGGGGCUCGUGCUGGGAGCUGGCGCGUGCUAUUGUGUUUACAGGCUGGCCAGGAGCAGGAGGGCGGGAGCCGCAGCCGGGACAGAAGGAGCCGCUAGCGCUAGGGAUGGGUCAGCCCCAGGGAGCGGUUUGCUGCCUCGGAUGUCCGGGCUUUCUGUCCUUUCCAGCCUUGCCUGGGGGGGACCCUCCAACCUCCAGUCAGACACCGAUCUUCCAAAAUCACCCAGUAACCUGGAUGCCCAUCAUCUACAGAAACUUAUUCAUUUGCUUGAGCUCACAGAUGAUCCGUUAAUUCAAGAACAAGCCUUGGUCACUCUGAGCAACAGUGCUGCAUUCUCUGUAAAUCAAGAUAUAAUUCGAAAUUUGGAUGGCCUUUCUGUUAUUGGAAAGAUGCUCUCAAAUUCCAUUCCCAAAGUUAAAGAAAAAGCAAUAAACACACUUAAUAACUUGAGUAUGAAUGUUAAAAAUCAAGAAGAGAUAAAGGUAUACAUUUUACAAGUCUGUAAGGAGAUUGAGUUAUCACCUUUGAACUCUGAUCUGCAGCUAGCUGAACUUAGAUUAUUAACAAAUAUGUCUGUUACCAAUGACUACCACCAUAUGAUGACACAUGCAAUUCCGUGCUUUCUUCAUUUGCUUUCAGAAGGAAAUGAAAGGACACAGAUUCAAGUUCUGAAAGUACUUGUGAAUUUAUCUGCAAACCCAGCCAUGACAAGACAUCUUUUCAGUGCUCAAGCACCAUCAUUACUUUCACUUUUUGACAACUGCAUAAACAAAGAGAUUCUACUUAGAGCCCUGAUGUUUGCCGCAAAUUUGAAUGAGAAUAUGAAAAAUGAAGAGGGCAUCAUUACCCAGGAUCAGUACAGUGAAGAUUCAGUUUUUUCUCUGCUCUGUGGGCAUUCUACCCAAUAUACUAAGAAACUGAUGUGGUCUGGAAGGAUUGCAAUGAGCAUGCACCAAAAAAGAAAAAAUGGGAGGGGGUUUCUAUGCAUCCACUUGUUUGCCUCAGUCAUCCGAAUGUGCCACUGCCAUGGCCCUGGUGAACUACCCACCACUAGUGGUUCCAGUCCAAACCUUUGUACACCUGUAUAA